AUGACGCAAGUGCCCAAAGUGCCCAUCUUGCUGACAUCUUUCGUUCUACUCGCUACAAAGGCUCGAGCAGAGUCAGAUACGGAUGACUCUUCCUGCGCACCUGGAGCAGCAGGCGAGUACGAUUUUCCCCUCCACAUCGCAAGCGUUUUCGUCCUUCUUGUUGCCUCGGGCCUGGGUGUCUUUUUGCCCGUGGUUUUGGGAGAAAAGGGAAGUAAUGGUGGAUGGUUUGGGGGUGUGUUUUUUGGCUUGAAGUAUUUCGGGACUGGUAUAAUUGUCAGCUUGGCGUUCUGCCAUCUCUUGCAAGAUUCUUUUGAGACCUUCGCCAAUGAGUGUAUAGGAGAGCUCGCGUACGAGCCGACAGCGCCUGCGAUAGCGAUGGGCUCAAUGUUCGUGAUUUGGUUGAUCGAUUUCUUCGGUUCACGAUGGAUUGAAAUGAAACAUGAAGACAAUCCCAAAGACAUAUGCGAACUCGCAAAGCCACCUUCGCCGGACGGCGGCAAAUCCCCUUGCAUCGACUUGUGCUGCCAUUCGGGCUGCAAACCAGUGGAACACUUCGACGGAUCAAGCAAGAGGGUACACUGGGAUGUUCAACUCCUUGAAGGAGGGAUUGUAUUUCACUCUGUCAUGAUUGGUGUUUCUCUGGGCGCACAGGCGGAUGGCUUUGCUGCUACUUUCGCAGCUCUCGUCUUCCAUCAACUCUUCGAAGGACUGGGCCUCGGUGCUCGUAUAGGGAUGCUUGUGUGGCCGGCUACAGUCGCUUCGACAUGGAAAAAGUACCUUAUGUGUAUGGUCUACACCCUUAUUACACCCAUUGGAAUUGCUAUUGGCAUCGGUAUUCACCAGUCAUUCAACGAGAAUGGCCAUUCGGAACUGCUCGCUGUUGGAACCUUGGACGCCAUCUCGGCAGGCAUCUUGCUGUAUAGCGCACUUUGUCAGCUGCUCUACAAAGAGUGGGUGGUGGGGGACAUGAGACAGGCUAAGACCUGGAGGGUCGGGGUGGCCUUGGGAGCGAUGAUGUUGGGGGCGUUUGCUAUGAGUUUGAUAGGGAAGUGGACAUGA
Molecule: messenger RNA, 1059 nt
Organism: Cryptococcus wingfieldii CBS 7118
Lineage: Eukaryota; Fungi; Basidiomycota; Tremellomycetes; Tremellales; Cryptococcaceae
Exons: 7
Coding region: 1-1059 (352 amino acids)
Biological process (GO): zinc ion transmembrane transport
Cellular component (GO): plasma membrane
Molecular function (GO): zinc ion transmembrane transporter activity
Source: RefSeq, a predicted model, not a curated record